Paramecium tetraurelia is the source of this 850-nucleotide messenger RNA. RefSeq lists its product as uncharacterized. Gene Ontology annotation, molecular function: structural constituent of ribosome. The record is from RefSeq and is a predicted model, not a curated record. Gene Ontology annotation, biological process: translation. The transcript has 4 exons. Gene Ontology annotation, cellular component: ribosome. Lineage: Eukaryota; Ciliophora; Oligohymenophorea; Peniculida; Parameciidae.
AUGCAAAGAGUAGUGAGGUUUGGUUGCAGCACCAUUAAUAAAUUAGAAAGUGAAUUGAACAAAAUUGAAAAAAUCUCUUUCAAAGAAAGAUAUCUAUCAUUUCAAAGAGAAUGGAAUGAAUUCAAAAAUAGAGCAAAAGAAAUGUAUUUAUUUGCACUUAUCAAUCUAAUCUAUAGGCCUCCAAGAAUGCCAACUAAUAGAAAAAGAUUCAAUUUAUUAGCAAAACACAUAGAAUACUUGAGUGAGAAUGAAUUUUAAUAUCUGAAUUACAUUUUGUAGAAACAAGUGCUCAAUAAACCUGAUUAUGCUGAGUUUUCUUUAGGUAUCUCCAAAGAUGAUGCCCAAGUUGGUCCUGGAGUGUGGCCAACAGCACAUCCUUAAUGGCUAUAAUAAUAAGAAAUCAUAGCCAAAUUAUGGCCUUUGGGGUAAUAAGGAAUUGCAACAUUAUUCUCUGAAGUUGUUGGAUUUGGAAGUGGAGUCGGAGCAGGAGGAGCUUAAGCUGCAGCUGCCAAUUCUGAGGCUUCUGCAAAAGAGGAGAAAAAGGAAGAGGCUCCUAAGCAAGCACCAAAAGAGGCUGCUAAAGCUAAUUACGAUGUUAUUCUUGAUUCUAUCGAUGCUGCAUAAAAGAUCAAAAUUAUUAAGGAUGUCAGAGCCAUGUUCAAUUUGGGUUUGAAAGAAGCCAAAGACUUGGUUGAAAAGUUGCCUGCCAAUUUAAGUAAAUAGAUGAAGAAGGAUGAUGCAGAAGAAUUGAAGAAAAAAUUGGAAGCUAUUGGAUGCACAAUUAAGUUGGUGUGAGAGUAUAUUAUUAAUCAUCAUUACAUUAUUAUAUUAUUGGUGUAAACCUUGAUAA